Molecule: messenger RNA, 1797 nt
Organism: Coniosporium apollinis CBS 100218
Lineage: Eukaryota; Fungi; Ascomycota; Dothideomycetes
Exons: 1
Coding region: 1-1797 (598 amino acids)
Cellular component (GO): spliceosomal complex
Source: RefSeq, a predicted model, not a curated record
AUGGCCAGUAUUGACGACCUCUUCAAGAAACCAACCCUGCCCAGCAAGCGCAAGCUCGAAGCACCGGAUCGCCUCGAUCCAACUCAGGCAUACAAAUCGGCAAAGCUCACAGCCAACGGGGAUACCAAAGGCAAACGCCAUGCCACGAUCGAAGACGAGGAUGGCGACGAUACUGAAGCUGGGCCUUCGCUCCCUCCGGAAGACGGCGAGGAAUACGGUGCCGACGACGACGAGGACGGCAGAUUCUUUGGCGGCGGCGUAGAUCAGGGCACCGCAGACGCGCUGGACUACCUCGACACACGAGACACCGAACAACCCUACGUGGCCGAGAAGAUAGACUCAGCAUGGUUGCGGAAACUGGCGCUUAAUUUCGAGAAGAGGAUAUCCAAGAACGCGGAGCUGCGCGCAAAAUACGAGGAUGAUCCGCAAAAGUUUAUGGGAUCAGAGGCGGAUCUGGAUGCAGAUGUCAAGGCAUUGUCGAUCUUGUCGGAACACCCGGAGCUGUACGAGGAGUUUGCGAGGUUGGGAUCUGUCGACUCGCUGGUCUCACUGCUGUCACAUGAGAAUACGGACAUCGCGAUAGAUGUGAUUGAGAUUAUCAGCGAGCUCACGGACGAAGAUGUCAAUGCGGAGCAAGCGCAGUGGGAUGGACUUGUGGACGCGCUCCUCAAAGCGGACCUUCUGUCUCUACUACUCUCGAAUCUUUCUCGCUUCGACGAGAGCAACGACGCGGACCGGAGCGGCGUCUACCACUCGCUCGCCGUUCUCGAGAACCUUGCAUCCCAAUCUACAACGUCCACAAAGGUUGGGCAAGAGCCUAAGCUUCUGGAAUGGCUACUGGGCCGCGCCAAAGCCAAAGAGCAACCAGUAUCUCAGAACAAACAGUACGCCGCCGAGAUCCUCGCUAUACUCCUUCAAUCCUCACCAGCCAACCGCACACGGCUUACGUCAGCCGAGUUGAACGGCGUGGAUACACUACUCCAGCUCUUAGCGCCAUACCGUAAGCGCGACCCACCGAAAGACUCGGAUGAAGAAGAGUUUGUUGAGAAUAUCUUCGAUGCCCUGACAUGCUUGGUCGACGAAGACACCGGAGCAGGCAAAGCCGCCUUUGUCGAAGCCGAAGGCGUGGAACUAGCGCUCAUAAUGCUGCGGGAAGGCAAGAUGAGCAAAACACGUGCGUUGCGCUUGCUUGAUCAUGCAUACAGUGGGCGUUUCGGUGCGGCUGUGUGUGAGAAGCUUGUUGAAGCCGCGGGUCUGAAGACGGUGUUCGGUAUGUUCAUGAAGAAGCAGGACGCUGCUGCGACGGAGCACCUGCUGGGAAUCUUCGCCUCACUGCUGCGGUCACUACCUGGCGGCAGUCCUGCGAGGAUACGGACGCUGGCAAAGUUCGUUGAGAAAGACUACGAGAAGCUGGCGAAGGCUGUGCAGCUGCGUCGUGACUAUAGCACGAAAGUUCGAGCUGUUGAUCAGCAGACCAAGGAGGAGCGUGUGUCACUGAGUCAAGAGGAGCAAGAGGACAGAGCGGACGAGUGGUUCUCCCGUCGACUCGACGCAGGGCUGUUCUGUCUGCAAACAAUUGAUGUUAUCCUGGCUUGGUUGGUUGCCGAAGAUGACGGUGCCAAGAAGAAGAUAAUGGACAUGCUCGCUGAACGAGAUGAAGGUCUGGCAGACCUCCGUUCCACGCUGCAGGAGCAAUUGGAUGGUAUCGAAGAGCCCAAAGAGAAUGAAAGGGGCGACACCGAAGAGGGUAUGCUUAAGGACAUGUUGGGUACUCUGAUUGGUUUCCUAGUUCCUUAG